AUGCAGUUUACAUCGCAGGCGUCAUCAACGCCUCCGUUGUCGGUUUGGAUGCUGAAUGAAAGCCUCGAGCUUAGCACUGAAAUACUGUUUACAUCCGUGUCUCUUAUCAACUCAUCGAUCGAAUCGUCCGCUUCUCAAGAAAACCCCGAUCUCACGAUUUAUGUUGUUUUGAUAUUUGUCGUACUACUGCCGCUGUCGAUAUGCGUUCUCGUCGGGAAUAUUCUAGUGAUCAUCGCUGUGUACAAUAGCUUCUACCUUCGGGAGCGAGUUUUCUAUUACGUCGUAGGAAGCAUGGCAGUCACCGAUUUACUUGUCGGCUUUUCCAUCAUACCCUUAUAUUACGCAGCUAUCUUUGUUCAAACAGUGAAGGAGAGUCUUUACGGCUGCAUGACUAUGAUAAGCAUCGUGAUGAUACCAAGCACCAUAUCAAUACUGCAUGUUCUCAUCAUCGCUGCCGAUCGGUACAUCGCCGUUUUCUAUUCCUUGGAGUAUAUACGCCUGGUCACAAAACGGAGAAUUUUCAUCACCAUAGCUGUAAUAUGGGCAUUUGCACUUGUACUCCACUCUUUCCCGUUUGUGGGGUGGAGGAAGACAAAUUCCGAUCCAAACUUCGUCAUGCAGUAUUGCUUCACGGACCAGUUCUGGACACCAUCAUUUGCAUGUUUUCAGUUUGGUCUCACAGUCGUAGCCCCUCUCUGCAUCAUGAUUGGUAUCUACGCACGGAUAAUUGGAGCUGCGCGUCAUCAAGCGCGUCGAGUCGACGCGCAACAGGAAUUCGCCUUCAAUAGAAGCGAGGCGAAUGGGCAGUUAUCCAUUAUUUCUGCCGACGUCGAGAGCAACAGCCAUUCUUGUGAAUCGCAAGCCCCUGCCGUCAGGAUCCGUCGCGGGCCAACAACGGCCGAGUUGAAGGCCACAAAGACAUCAGCCAUAGUGCUAGGUACGUUCCUUGUAUGUUGGUUGCCCGCAUACUGCAUCCAUAUAUCGUUCACAUUCAUCAACAGUAACCGGCCAGAACCGCUCCAUAACCCAACGAUUGGUCUCCUGCAAGCUAUGUCCAAUCUCCUUCCCUUCAUUAGUUCUGUAGCUAACCCUGUCAUUUAUGCCUUUCGCUACAAGGACUUCCGCAAAUCGUUCAAACAAUCGCUUCAAUUUUCUUUUUGGCGACGGGGAAAUUAAUCUUUCUUGUCUAAAACACAAUUGCUUUAAAUUUUCGAACUUAAAGGACAUUAACCAAAGAAUAAUAAAUAUUUAGCCGAGGAAUUGGGAGUGAGACUCUUAUCUCCCCGAUUGAAAGUAGAUUAAACGUCCAUUUUUCCUCUGAGCAGACGCUGUAUGAAACUGGCAAUUUGUACGAAACGAUGAUUAUAUUCAAAAUGAAUUAGCAGACUGAGCCAGACUGAUAUUUCAGUAGUAACACCGACAUGACUGACCGACAUAGGCUAAUACUUCAGUCACACUGCCAACCCAACUCUUAACCAACCGAUUCUUAGCCACUUGGGGGUAAUAUAAUGAUUUGUUCGGUCUGUUUUCGGUUGGGGUCCAGUCUCAUUGUGGUGUAGUUAUUGUUUGUAAUUAUUGCUGUAUCAAAAUAUGAUAUAUUUGUCAGUGUAUGCCUUGUCUUCACCAGUAAGUAUUAAGGAAGUGUGUGACAAUGAGACGUUCAACUAUUGCCAUAUCUUUUGAAUAUACCCCAUUAAAACCGAUGAGGCCGAUAACAGACCAAAACAAACAGAACAAAACAUGAUAUUGUCUGGAAUGGCAAAAAAUUAGUCGUUUUGAAUAUGGUUCGGAAUCGGUAUGACUGAGGUAUCAUUCAUACGAUCUUCAAGAAAAUCUAAGUCUGCAUGGUUGGGAAAUGUUCUCGCAAAAGGAAAUCUGUGUAGGGCAGGAGUAUCAAUCAAUCUGUCUGCGUAUAAAGACCCGCAAUCUUUGUAAACUUAUGGCCAGAAAUCUAUCCGUUUCGAAAGCAAACAGAUUGAAAGACCGGAGGUAAAAUUCCAUUUCAUUGCUGUGAACGACAACGCUUAAAUUAUUUUUUUGCUUGAAGUUUGAAAUCAAAUGCGAUUGUUCAUCACUGUAUGAUACACGUUUGCACAGUUACACCAGUUUCACGGUUCUUCUGAAAACGUUUGACAACAUAUUUCAAGAAAAUACAUUUUCAGUUGAAAAAUAGCAGUGAAUACAGAUGUAGCAUGAUCGAAGAUUUGCAGAUAUUAAUAAGAUCGCUAAAGAUAAACUUGAAUUCUGGUAAAAAAAAGAAAAUGAAUGCUCACAGAA
Messenger RNA from Strongylocentrotus purpuratus (purple sea urchin), 2277 nucleotides. Its product is annotated as dopamine D2-like receptor. The transcript has a single exon. The record is from RefSeq and is a predicted model, not a curated record. NCBI's taxonomy places the organism in Eukaryota, Metazoa, Echinodermata, Echinoidea, Camarodonta, Strongylocentrotidae. Gene Ontology annotation, biological process: chemical synaptic transmission; G protein-coupled receptor signaling pathway, coupled to cyclic nucleotide second messenger. Bases 1 to 1176 code for a protein of 391 amino acids. Gene Ontology annotation, molecular function: neurotransmitter receptor activity; G protein-coupled serotonin receptor activity. Gene Ontology annotation, cellular component: dendrite; membrane.